AUGCUUCCCAACCUUACAUUACCAUCAAUACCUGAAGAACCUGAUAUGGGUAAUGGAGACCAGAACUGCAAUUCUGUGUGUGGACACACUAUCAAUCCUCCGAGCGACAGCGGGUCAACCAAUCCUACUGAGGUCAGAAUCGCCCCCAAGGAGAUUAUGCGUAGCUUUUAUCCAAGUUUCUCCGAAGAGCUGACAGAUGCCCAGGUCCCAGCCUACGUCAGGUCGCUAGGAGCGAAGGUCGACAAGCUGAUCGCCGCCCUUGAGGCUGCCAAGCUCGAAGUAGCAGAGGCGAAGAUGAAACACUGCAACUGCAAUAUCGGUUCAAGCAAUGACAAGACUAGAAAGACCACUAUGGAUGUCUGUAUUGUCUCCAGCACCCCUGAGGUAGAGAUGGCAAAGAAAGGAGCCAAGAAGGAAGAGGAUGUUCACCCUGCUUUGGAGAAGUCAGAGGUGAACAUCCCACCUAGUAAGAUUUGUAAGACAGACGCGUCCAAACGAUCUACCAGAUGCCAAUCCAAUGAAGCUAGCAAAGAAACGGGACCACACAUGCCAGAGAUUGAGAACACCAGUGUGUUGGGCCUGAGCCUGUCCACCCUCAUUACGUCCCACUUUGGAAAUCUGCGCAAGAGCAUUGCAAUGGUCAACGAGAACGUGGUUGGCAUGCUCAAAACCCAAGACUUUAUGAUGGUGGAAGCAAGUUUCAACGCUGACGGCGAUAUGAUUACUACUAUGAAAUCACAGCGAGACGUGGAUCUCGCACAGUGGAACAGAGAUGUUGAGCGCAUGACGAAAGACUGGGAAAACAAGCUCAUAAAGGAGACUCACAAUCUCGGAUAUCUACAGCGACUCUGGAAGGACUUCGAGCCACCUUCCGACAUCAACACAAACCAACCAAGCACGCACCCACAAUCAUCAGCAACGAUGUGCACCGGACGACGUGGAGAGUACUCGGCAUGCGGUCAUCAAGUAUUGGCCUUGAUCGUUAAAUGCAACAAGCCUGACUGCAUCCUUUGGAUGCUCUCCUGCACCAACAAGAUCGACAAGCUUGAAGGCCAUUGCCCAGCAUGCUUUUCCAACCUACAUGGCUCUGGUGGCACACAGAUGGCCAAAGUCUUGGACAGUGUUGGAGAUCUUGGAGUGAAGCUUGAUAAGUUGACACUGGUCGUCGAGGAAAUGCUUAAGGAGAAGAUCGACGAUGGCAAGACCGACGGGCAUCUCGCGGAAGCCAAGCCAGGAGUUCAUGGUGAUACCGAGGGUUCUACCAGCCAGGAGCUUAACACUAAAGACUCAGACAAGAUCGGGGGACUCGGCUUGAAGAUGGACAUGCAGAUCGCCACCACUGGCUGUGAGAAGUUUAACGCGGACAUUAAGACAGUCAACAACUGGGCCAAGGGAGGAGUUCGUGACAAGGCUGAAGGUUCUGCCGAGAACCAGAAGUCCGGCACCAAUGACUCUGACAAGACCCCAGAAAUCGAUUUAAGCGUGAGCAUGAAAUUCGGCAAGAACUUUGAGAAGUUGAAGGCUGGAAUCAAGCGCGUCAAUCAUAACUGGCAUCAGCUCACCGCGAAGACCGAGGCGGACGUCUUGGCUGGCAACCUCGAUCAGAAUGCCCUUGCUGCUAAUGAACAGUUGCACACCCUUGAGAAGGCUUGGGAGGCUGCUGUGGAGCGGGAGUUCAAGCAGGCAGAAGAGGAUAUGGCUAGUAUCGAUAUUCGCAUGGUUGGAUCUUCGGUCUAA
Messenger RNA from Amorphotheca resinae ATCC 22711, 1737 nucleotides. RefSeq lists its product as hypothetical. The record is from RefSeq and is a predicted model, not a curated record. Bases 1 to 1737 code for a protein of 578 amino acids. Lineage: Eukaryota; Fungi; Ascomycota; Leotiomycetes; Helotiales; Amorphothecaceae. The transcript has 4 exons.